Molecule: messenger RNA, 4033 nt
Organism: Vitis riparia (riverbank grape)
Lineage: Eukaryota; Viridiplantae; Streptophyta; Magnoliopsida; Vitales; Vitaceae
Product: probable ubiquitin-conjugating enzyme E2 23
Exons: 8
Coding region: 113-3577 (1154 amino acids)
Source: RefSeq, a predicted model, not a curated record
UUCAUUUUUUUUCCUUAUACAAUCAGUAUUAAACAAACAGCCCAAAGCCGUUCAGGAGACAGCUCUCUCGCUUCAUCUUUUUCCUCCUCUUUUCGAAUCGCUGGUUUUCAAGAUGGGAAUCAAUCAACAAGAUGGUGUUUCCCAAGUUGAUGAACCUAGCACUAGUGUGCAUGAUAACACUACUUUGGACCAAGGUGAUACGACAGUAAAUAGUAUUCUUUCCGAUUCAAAUGCCAUUUAUGAGAGCAACGAAGCCACCAAAAUGCCAGAUGUUGCCAAGGAGACUCUUAAUAUCCCUUGCAUUUAUAGACAAGACGUUGUUAGGUGCAACAAAGGUGGCAUGAUAGGAAUUGUGUCUGAAGUUGCUGGUGACUCGGAUUCGGAUAGCAGCAUUACUGAUGAUGAAGAAGAAGAAGAUGAUGACAACGAUGAAGAUGAAACUGGUGGAAAUGAAGAAGGUGACAACCAUGGCAAUACCAAUGCGAGUAGUGAUGGGAAUAGAAGUGGUGGUAACUAUAAGAGCAGUCCUCUCCCAGAUGAUCAGGUUCGAGUACUUUGGAUGGAUGACUCUGAGACAACCCAAAAUCUUAAUGAUGUGACUGUAAUUGAUAGGGGAUUCAUGCAUGGGGAUUAUGUUGCUUCUGCUUCAGACCCUACUGGACAAGUAGGUGUUGUGGUGGAUGUCAAUAUCUCCAUUGAUUUGUUACCCAUUGAUGGAACUAUUAUAGAACAAGUCUCAUCCAGAGACCUGAAACGUGUAAGGGAUUUUGCUGUGGGUGAUUAUGUAGUUCUUGGGCCCUGGCUGGGUAGAAUUGAUGAUGUGUUGGAUAAUGUGACUGUGUCAUUUGAUGAUGGUUCCGUGUGUAAAGUUAUGAGGGCUGACCCACUGCGUCUUAAACCAGUUACAAAGAAUAUUCUUGAAGAUGGACAUUUUCCAUACUACCCUGGUCAGCGGGUAAGAGCACGUUCUUCAUCAGUUUUCAAGAAUUCUAGGUGGCUAUCUGGAUUGUGGAAAGCUAACCGGUUGGAAGGUACCGUUACUAAAGUUACGGUUGGGUCAGUGUUUAUAUAUUGGAUAGCAUCUGCUGGCUAUGGGCCUGAUUCUUCUACUACCCCAGCUGAAGAGCAGAAUCCAAAGAAUUUAAAACUGCUGUCUUGUUUUGCACAUGCAAAUUGGCAAGUGGGUGACUGGUGUCUUCUUCCAUCAUUAGCACUAUCAUCCUCCAUCACCCAGGACAAGGGCCAAUCUGAAUUAGAACUUCAUGAUUCCGUCCAAGGAGAAUUAGAUUCUAGUAAAUCAAGAAGCAGGUGUGAUCAGGAAGAGGUCUUGCUAGAGGAAGCACAUGGUACUGGUGAAUCAAUGGAUCUUGAUGCAGUGUCUGCAGUGGAUGUAAAUAACAGAAAUAUUGAAGGCAAUGCUUCAUCACAAUCUAGUCCCUGUAGUAGUUCAGUAUCAGUUUCAAAGGAACCUGUCCAUGAAACUUGGCUUCUUCAUCGAAAAAAGAUCCGUAAACUUGUUGUUAGGAGAGAUAAGAAGACUCGGAAAAAGGAGGACAAUUAUGAAAAAGCACUUUUGAUUGUGAAUACAAGGACUAGAGUUGAUGUUUCAUGGCAAGAUGGAACAACAGCACGUGGACUGCCAUCAACUACUUUGAUUCCAAUUGACAGUCCUGGUGAUCAUGAAUUUGUUUCUGAACAGUAUGUGGUGGAGAAGGCCUCUGAUGAGAGUGAUGAUGCUUCUGAAGUUAGACGUGUUGGUGUUGUGAAAAGUGUUAAUGCGAAGGAGCGAACAGCUUGUGUGAGGUGGUUAAAGCCAGCUGUCAGGGCUGAAGAUCCUCGAGAGUUUGAUAGGGAGGAAGUUGUAAGCGUCUAUGAGCUUGAGGGGCAUCUGGACUAUGAUUAUUGUUAUGGGGACGUAGUUGUUCGGUUGUCCCCAGUUUCUGUCUCUGCCCAUACGGGUACUGCUGUAGAGGAGGAACCAAAGCAGCAAAGUGGUUCAAAUGAGGUUAAACAAGAUCUGAACAAUAACUCUGGAUGUAAGAAAGUGGAGGAUGAAUCUGCAGAUGGAGCUUGUAUGGACUUCUCAGAUCUCUCUUGGGUUGGGAAUAUAACUGGUCUUAAAAAUGGCGAUAUUGAAGUUACAUGGGCUGAUGGGAUGGUUUCAACGGUUGGACCUCAAGCAGUUUAUGUUGUUGGUCGAGAUGAUGAUGAUGAGUCAAUUGCUGGUGGGAGUGAAGUUAGUGAUGAUGCUGCUAGUUGGGAAACUGUAAAUGAUGAUGAAGUGGAUGCCCUUGAGAAUGCUGAAGAGGAAAUUGGGCUGCCAAAUACCGCUGACACUGAUCCUGAGACUGAAGAGCACACAACUGUUGAAGAUAACAAUCCUGGGAGAAAUGGGGCAUUAUCUCUUCCAUUAGCUGCCCUGGGGUUUGUUACCAGACUGGCUACUGGCAUAUUCUCACGGGGAAGGAAACAUGUAGAACCACCUUCUUCGGAUUCUGAAGGUGAAAAUGAACUCCAAUCACAAGGAGCACUUAAGCCUUCUCAGAUAAAGGUUUCCCAUGAUGAGACUAACUCUCCAAAUAAUGUCAUUGACAAUUUUGGUCUGCAAACUACUCACGAAAAAGAAGAGGAGCAUGUUGGGGUUGAGGUUAUGGAUUCUUUGGAUAUGGCUGAGGCCUUAGUGAAUCUAAGGGCCAACGAGCCAGAUGCUCUAGCAUGCCAUGAGUAUGAAUCCUGCAGUUUCAAACGCUUUGAUAUUGCUAAAGAUCCUUUGGACCAUUAUUUUCUUGGUGCAAGUGGGCAGAAUAGCAAUGGGAGGAAGUGGCUCAAGAAGGUUCAGCAAGAUUGGAGCAUCCUUCAGAAUAACCUGCCUGAUGGGAUCUAUGUGCGAGUGUAUGAAGAUCGAAUGGAUCUCCUAAGGGCUGUGAUAGCCGGGGCAUAUGGAACUCCUUACCAAGAUGGUCUCUUCUUCUUUGAUUUUCACCUUCCACCAGAGUACCCUGAUGUUCCACCGUCAGCGUACUAUCAUUCUGGUGGGUGGCGGAUAAACCCAAAUCUGUACGAGGAAGGCAAGGUGUGUCUUAGCCUUUUAAACACCUGGACUGGCAGAGGAAAUGAAGUAUGGGAUCCAGUGUCCUCAAGCAUCCUUCAAGUCCUAGUUUCACUCCAGGGAUUGGUGCUAAACUCGAAGCCAUAUUUUAAUGAAGCCGGCUAUGACAAGCAAAUAGGGACUGCUGAAGGAGAGAAAAAUUCAUUGUCCUACAAUGAGAACACUUUCUUGCUAAAUUGCAAAACUAUGAUGUAUCUCAUGCGGAAACCCCCCAAGGACUUCGAAGAGCUUGUCAAAGACCAUUUCAAGAGGCGGGGCUAUUACAUUCUCAAGGCCUGUGAUGCAUACAUGAAAGGCUACUUAAUUGGCUCUCUCUUAAAGGAUGCCUCUACAAGUGAUAGAAGCAAUACAAAUUCUACAUCGGUUGGUUUCAAAUUGAUGUUAACUAAGAUUGCACCGAGGCUCUUCUUGGCACUAAAUGAAGUUGGAGCUGAUUGUCAAGAAUUCAAGCAUCUGCAACAGUCAUAGCAGAGGUACAUCCCAACAUCUCCACCAGGGAAAGAGGUUACUUCAACAUUCUUUCAGGUUCCUCUAUAAUGUAAAGACUUAGAUGCUUUAGAAAUGUUUCAUCUUAUAUAACUUGGAAAAGUUCUGCCUUUUGAAAAGCUUAUCAACUUUGAGCAGCCUUUGCAUUUUCAAGAAAAACUGCAGGUGAAAAGUACAUCUGCUAAACUAGUUGUCUUGACACAUUUAGAGUUCUUAUGUUCUCUUUUUUCUUUCUGGGAUUGAGAAGGCAGUCGGGUUUUGAAUUGACUGUUCACUUUGAUCUUCCAUUCAAAAUUUGAUGAAUUGAUUCAUUAAUUGGAGAAAGAAUACUUACAAAUUCUUUCACAUUCACAUUGUAUUUUACUAUUUUCAUCAAACCUUAUUGUGAGAAAUAGCAUUCCCAAACAAUAUAUACUUUGAUUGAGAUGUCUCUGCUUG